CCUCUGCCCUGAGCCGCUCGGGUCUUUUGCGGCGCGCGCGCGCAGCGAUGGCGGAGGCGGUGGAGCGCACAGACGAGCUGGUCCGGGAGUACCUGCUCUUCCGCGGCUUCACGCACACUCUGCGGCAGCUGGAUGCCGAGAUCAAGGCGGACAAAGAGAAGGGGUUCCGGGUGGACAAGAUUGUGGAGCAGUUGCAACAGUUGAUGCAGGUAUAUGAUUUGGCUGCCCUUCGGGAUUAUUGGAGCUACCUGGAACGCAGGCUUUUCAGCCGCUUGGAGGACAUAUAUCGACCUACCAUCCACAAACUGAAAACCAGCCUGUUCCGCUUUUAUCUUGUCUAUACAAUCCAGACAAACCGAAACGACAAGGCGCAAGAAUUCUUUGCAAAGCAGGCUACGGAGCUCCAGAACCAGGCUGAAUGGAAGGAUUGGUUUGUCCUGCCCUUCUUGCCGUCCCCAGACACCAACCCUACCUUCGCUACCUACUUUUCUCGACAAUGGGCCGACACGUUCAUCAUUUCUCUGCACAACUUCCUGAGUGUUCUCUUUCAGUGCAUGCCGGUUCCUGUGAUCCUGAACUUCGAUGCGGAGUGCCAGAGGACCAACCAGGUCCAAGAAGAAAAUGAGGUUCUGCGCCAGAAGCUUUUUGCACUGCAAGCUGAAAUCCAUCGGCUAAAGAAGGAAGAACAACAGCAGGAAGAAGAAGAAGCAGCUUUGGUCCAACACAAACUGCCACCUUAUGUCUCCAGCAUGGACCGCCUUGGGGACUCGGAGCUAGCAUUGGUGUGCAGCCAGAGGCCCGCCUCCCUCUCCCAGUCUCCUCGAGUGGGGUUCCUGUCCUCACUGCUGCCUCAGACUAAGAAGAGCCCUUCAAGGUUGUCACCUGCCCAAGGCCCUGCUCAGGCCCAGAGUUCUGCCAAGAAAGACUCCUUCAGCAGUCAGGUUACCAAGGGAAAGGACCCAGGGCCUGCGGCCAAGGAUGGGAAGAGCCUUCUGAGCGGGCCGGUCUCUGGGGAAGUAGGCUGGACACAUCAGCGACAACGGCGCCUGCAGGACCAUGGCAAGGAGAGGCGGGAGCUGCUCUCCACGUCCUCCUCUCAGUCACAGUGUGCGGAGAAGAAGCUGGAAGGCAGUGGCCCAGAGCCUGAGCCCUGCUUGGAACUCCACAUGGGGCCAGUGGAGGUCCUGGCCCGGGUGUCCACAGCGGGUUCUGAGGGAGACCGCCCGGAGCAGCCCUUCAUAGUGCUGAGCCAAGAAGAAUACGGGGAGCACCAUUCGUCCAUCAUGCACUGCAGAGUGGACUGCUCCGGUAGGAGAGUGGCCAGCUUAGAUGUAGACGGGGUCAUCAAGGUGUGGUCCUUCAAUCCCAUCAUGCAGACCAAAGCGUCCUCCAUUUCUAAGUCACCACUGCUCUCCCUGGAGUGGGCCACCAAGCGAGACAGGCUGCUCCUGCUAGGCAGUGGUGUGGGGACGGUCCGUCUUUAUGAUACAGAAGCCAAGAAGAACCUCUGUGAGAUCAACAUCAAUGAUGACAUGCCGAGAAUCCUGUCUCUUGCCUGCAGCCCCAAUGGGGCCUCUUUCGUCUGUUCAGCCGCAGCUCCGAGCCUUACCUCCCAGACAGACUCCUCAGCCCCAGACAUUGGCAGCAAAGGCAUGAACCAGGUUCCUGGCAAGCUGUUGCUGUGGGAUACAAAAACCAUGAAGCAGCAGCUUCAGUUCUCGCUGGACCCGGAGCCCAUUGCCAUCAACUGCACAGCUUUCAAUCACAAUGGCAACCUGCUGGUCACAGGGGCUGCUGAUGGAGUCAUCCGGCUCUUUGACAUGCAGCAGCACGAGUGUGCUAUGAGCUGGAAGGCCCACUGUGGAGAGGUCUACUCUGUGGAAUUCAGCUGUGAUGAGAACGCCGUGUACAGCAUCGGCGAGGACGGCAAGUUCAUCCAGUGGAACAUCCACAGGAGUGGCCUCAAGGUGUCAGAGUACAGCCUCCCUUCAGACGCCACUGGGCCCUUUGUCCUGUCCGGCUACAGUGGCUACAAGCAGGUUCAGGUUCCCAGGGGCCGGCUCUUCGCUUUCGACUCAGAGGGCAAUUACAUGCUGACGUGCUCUGCUACAGGGGGUCUCAUCUACAAGCUGGGCAGUGAAGAGAAAGUUCUAGAAAACUGUCUGAGCCUGGGUGGCCACCGUGCCCCUGUGGUCACCGUGGACUGGAGCACCGCCAUGGACUGUGGAACGUGCCUCACAGCCUCCAUGGACGGCAAGAUCAAGCUCACCACCCUCCUAGCCCAUAAGCUCUGAUGUCCGGCCUGCAGUGACACGCGGGAAACAGAAUUGUCUCUGACAGAAGAGAGAUGAGACAGGCAGGACAGAGCUCUGGUUCUGCCCUGCCAGGGCUGUGGAUCUUCAGGAAAGCCACCAAGCCGAGGGGUCUCAGUCAUCGGGACGCAGCUCCUGCAGGAGGAGGUGUGGGGCACUCUGUGAGACUGGAACUGCGGCUGGAGCAGAGCGUGCAUGGAACACAGGACAGAUGCUGAGCAAGGAGCCGCAGUGCACACCGUGUUCGGGCCAAGAGGCAUUGACCGAAUUUUGUACAUAACUGCUUAUUUUUCUGUUUUAAGGGGGAAAAAUCAGAGCGAGAUAAUGCUCUUACAGUCACUUGGUGUCUCUUUCUGGAAUAUGUGAGUCACCUGGCCCUGGUGGUAGUCACAGCUCCCUGCCUUGGUUAUUAUACUUUACCUUUCACUAGCCUCAGCGAGCAAGUUUCUGACAGAACCCCGUUAGAGUUGAGAUGUGGCCCGCAGUGCCCUCUCCUGGCCUCAAGCCAAGAUCUGAGUAUCUUCUGCAGAACCUGAAAGCUGUUGGUUAAGAGGCUUCUCCGAAUAACAGGCCUGAGAUCUGGGCCUCCAGCUCCUGCGCCUCAGGGUCUUCUGUCCCAGAGCCCCUCAUUUGGUGGCUCCCUCAUUCUCCCAGAGUCAAUAACAGCAGCAGUCUGCACCUUUGCCUGGCUCUGCUGGAUCAGCUACGACUGCACUCCUUCCAUGCCCUCUGCUCUGGUCGCUCACUUGGGAGGAUCACGAGUCCCAUCCCUUGUCAGUCCUACAUCCUCCUGCUGCGACCGGCCUCAUUAAAGAGCUGGUAUAGGGUCAGGGGGCCCCGGGCUUCCCACAUUUCGCAUGGGUGACCUUGUUACCUGCCUGGGGCAUGCCACUUCCAUGGACAGUGACUGCUCGGAAUAGUCAUUGGAUAGUUGCUUUGGGCUCCAGGCUAGCUGUGGGCUGUGGGGUUGGUAACUCCCAGGUGCCUACAGAGGGAAAAGCACCUGGGAGUUUUGAGGUGUCGAGACCUGGGCCCCCCUUUGGGGUAGAAGGAAAAGCAGAAAGUGACAUAUAGGAAAAACCUAUGUCUCAUAGUUACUAUUUAUUAUUCGUGUGCAUGUGUGUGCUGGGUGGGCGGGCACUGGGGUGGGACAUGCCACAGCAGAGAUCACAAGACAACUUGGUGUAGACUUCGUUCUUUCUGUUCACCUCUGUGUGUAUUUGGGGGAUCAAACUCAGGUGGCCAGGCUGCAUGGCAAGUGGCUUUAUCCGCGGCACCAUCUCAUGUUCAUCUGGUGUACCCAUGUCCAUGCUGACAUGAAGGGGUCAAUCUGUCCCCUGCCAUUUCUCCACUCCAGCUGACACACAGCCUCAUCUGUCCCACCCAGCUUUGUGGUUCUGGGCUCUAUCUGAGUCAAGAGCCUGAGGCGUGACUUUUCCUCUAGUUCUUGUGUCUCAUGUAUGGCAUGUUCUUUCUUCCCGGUGUAUUCCACAACUUGCUGAAGUAGUGGUUCUAAGGCUCAGAGACAGAAGGAACACUCCAGAGCCUGUCUGUUCCUACCCAGCCCCUCCCAGGAAGAACACCCUUCAAAGCACCUGUUUGGACCCCUUGCAGGCCUUAAUAGGGCUUUUUCCUUUGCAGUCCUUGAGUGGAGGUGGCAUGGAGCACAACCAUGAAGGCGGGUCACACUGCAAACCUUGAACCACUCUUCCGGGGGCUGAGAACUUUGCCUGGCAGUUGCAAAUCUGGAUUUCCUUCCCUGUGCUCAGGACCCUCCCUGCUCAGCCCCAACCCCGUGCGUGCCCAGGAGCUCGGCAUCAGGUCUGGAAGUGCAGUAAUGAUUACAUGGCGGGCUGACUAAACGAAGCUGACAUUUGUUACUAUAGCCAAUCAAUUUAUCUGCCAAUUUAAAAAUAAUAAAACCCAUGUGGACUCCA
This is a messenger RNA of Apodemus sylvaticus (European woodmouse), 4249 nucleotides long. RefSeq names its product WD repeat domain 91 (gene Wdr91). Gene Ontology annotation, molecular function: phosphatidylinositol 3-kinase regulator activity; protein binding. Gene Ontology annotation, cellular component: late endosome membrane; early endosome membrane; extrinsic component of endosome membrane. The transcript is spliced from 15 exons. Bases 48 to 2294 code for a protein of 748 amino acids. Gene Ontology annotation, biological process: early endosome to late endosome transport. NCBI's taxonomy places the organism in Eukaryota, Metazoa, Chordata, Mammalia, Rodentia, Muridae. The record is from RefSeq and is a predicted model, not a curated record.